Molecule: messenger RNA, 1776 nt
Organism: Pestalotiopsis fici W106-1
Lineage: Eukaryota; Fungi; Ascomycota; Sordariomycetes; Amphisphaeriales; Sporocadaceae
Exons: 2
Coding region: 1-1776 (591 amino acids)
Biological process (GO): intracellular iron ion homeostasis; iron ion transport; copper ion import
Cellular component (GO): plasma membrane
Molecular function (GO): ferric-chelate reductase activity
Source: RefSeq, a predicted model, not a curated record
AUGUCGGCGCCGUCAAAUUCAACGGCUUCCUCCUCCGGGGGCGCAUCCACUGCUGGUCAGGGACAAGCCUCCGGUUGGACUGCCGAUAUGGAGAACGAUUCGCUCUCCAACUACCUACUCUGGAUCAUUGCCAUCAUUUCUGGCUGUGUUAUCAUUUGGCGAGUCACAGGAUCCCUAGUCAAGUACAUUCGCCAUGUCAGUUGCAUGAACAAUGACACCCAGCGUUACUUCGCAUACGUCUCUGGAAAGGUCGCAUGGGUCAAGAAAAACAUUCUGUACUCGCCAAUUUUCAGCAAACGACGCAACCGCGAGUUCCAAUUGAGCUCAGCUGUCAACAUGGGCACACUGCCCACUCGAUUCCAGCUUUUCUUCCUGGUUGGAUAUCUGGCAACCAAUGUUGCCUUCUGCGUGGUCCAUAUUCCCUUUGAAAGUUUCACCGAUGGUGGAAAGCAACUGAGAAACCGCAGCGGUACUCUAGCGGUCGUCAACAUGAUUCCGCUCUUCAUCAUGGCCGGUAGGAACAAUCCCCUGAUUAAUUGGCUGGGUAUUUCCUUCGACACUUUCAAUCUCAUGCACCGUUGGUUUGGUCGUAUCGUCGUUCUGGAGGCUGUAUGCCAUACUCUCGCCUACCUUGCCGUAUCUGCCCAGACGAACGGAUGGGGAACCGCCUUUAUGACCCUCUUCAAGGUCCCAUUCCUCAUGUGGGGAUUCGUUGCAACUGCUGCCUUCGUCGUUAUCUUCUUCCAGGCCUCUAGCAUCUCGAGGCACGCUUUCUAUGAGAGCUUCAAGAUCUUGCACAUUGGCAUGGCUGCCCUGUCGAUUGCCGGACUGUGGUAUCAUUUGGGCCUCAAGGAUCUCCCUCAGAUGAAGUGGUUGGUUGCCGUUGUCCCGAUCUGGGUGAUCGACAGAGCCCUUCGUUUCAUCCGCAUUGCGUACAACAACUUUGGCAACGGUGGGACAUCGACCCUCGUGGAGGCGCUUCCCGGAGAUGCAUGCCGUGUGACAGUCACCAUGGCCCGCCCCUGGACCUUCAAACCUGGGCAGCAUGCUUACCUAUACAUGCCCGCCAUCAGCCUGUGGCAGUCUCAUCCGUUUUCUGUGGCCUGGAGCGAGGAAGCCGAGAGCCUUGAUUCCGAGAAGCUUGCCAUGAACCGCCAAGAUGUCUUGGCCAUGCGAAAAACGUCCAUGUCCUUUGUCAUUCGUGCGCGUACGGGUAUGACUAAAAACCUGUACGACCGUGCUGCGGCUCAGCCUGAGGGCCGACUUCUGACGACGUGCUUCGUUGAGGGUCCCUACGGCGGUUUGCACAUGAUGCAUUCCUACGGAACAGUGAUGCUGUUUGCUGGCGGUGUGGGCAUCACUCAUCAAGUUCCCCACGUCCGAGAUCUCGUUGCUGGUUACGCGAAUGGCACCGUUGCGACAAGAAAGAUUGUGCUGGUCUGGAUCAUCCAGAGCCCCGAGCAUUUGGAGUGGAUCCGGCCUUGGAUGACCGAGAUCCUCGCCAUGGAGAAGCGACGGGACAUUUUGCGAAUCAUGCUGUUCGUGUCUCGGCCACGUUCGACCAAGGAAAUUCACAGCCCUUCUGCGACAGUACAGAUGUUCCCGGGCAGACCCAACAUUGAUACGCUUUUGGGCAUUGAAAUGGAGAACCAGGUCGGCCACAUGGGCGUCACCGUGUGCGGUCCCGGUGCAUUGAGUGAUGAAGUUCGUGACGCUGUCCGCCGACGGCAAUACAACGGCGCGAUCGACUUUGUCGAUGAAGCCUUCACGUGGUAA